AUCAAAGAUGUCCGCUCCCGUUUGAAAACCUGCGGCAGCCAAAUCCCCCGUUUGGCUCCUGACCCGUGUUGUUGUUGUUGUUGUUGUGUGUGUUGUUGUUGUUAUUGUUAUGCUGACGGCUGGUGUCCCCCUAAACAAGACCCGUUCAGAGGAGAGACUCCGGAACAAGAACCAGAACAUUCCGGACUACCAGAAAUAAUGCUGAUAUCUGGACCUCAUGUCGGAAGUCGUGUUUGAAGAGACAGCCACGAUGAUCGCAGCAGGGGAAUUGCAGUCGUUUGUCCCGUUCGGCCGCGAGCACUGCAGGAACCAUCCCAACGCCUUCAACCUGCAGCUCCGAGAGCUCCAGCCCGCCUCCGAGCUCUGGUCCUCAGACGGCGCCGCCGGCCUGGUGGGGUCGCUGCAGGAAGUCAGCCUGCAGGAGAGGGAGAGGGAAUGCUGGCAGCUCAGGAAAGGCUGCGAGGGCGUCCGCGAGGAGGAGGUGGAGUUUGAAGAGGAGCUCUACGCAGCGGGAGCCGUGGUGGUCUGGAGUCAGGGCAGCAGGAGCCAGGCCUCCAACGUCUACAAGGCCUUCACCGUGGACGGCCCGGUGCAGCAGGCCUUGUGGUGUAACUUUGCUGCUCCUCAGAACCAGAAAGACGAGGAGCAGCAGGAGCAGCAGGAGGAGCAGGAGGAGCAGACGGUCUGCAUCGUUCAGAGCAGCUGCAUCAACGUCCACACUGUGAGCGGGAAGGACUUCAUCUCCCCACUGCCGUUCCAGGUCUCAAAUGUCUGGGCGACAAAGUUCGGACUUUUGUUGGAACGAAAAAACACAACGACCGACGUUCAACUCACCGCCCCGGGGGAAUCUCUUCCCACGGUGUUCAGCAUGCUGCAUCCUCUAGACGAGAUCGCACCUGUCGUCUGUAAACCUGCAGGUCAGUUUGAAGGCUCCCGUGUCCAGUAUGCGUCGGACUCCUCCAGGAGGAUCGUGUUCAGCUGCUGUCGGCCAUCGCUGGUCGUCUCCUAUGACACGGUGAUGGGGACACACUCGGUCUGGGCCCUGCGCGCCGUCACGCAGGAUGAGCGCUCCACCGUCCUGCAGUGUUCAGCAGAACCAGUCGGCACCCCGUUGGGUCUGAUGGCGUUGGGCUUGCUGACCUCCCACUUGCGCAAUAUCUCCCGCAUGGACUCCCCCGGGGCCCCCGGACUCGGAACCGGAACCAGUGGGGUCGUGACCUCCGGCUCUCCGCUCCACUACGGCGCUCUGCACGGCCACCAGAGCCGCAUCAUGACCUCGUCCCCGGGGUCACACUCCCGCGUUCACUCCCCGAGCAUAUCCAACAUGGCCGCCCUCAGCCGCGCCCACUCGCCGGGCAUGGCGGCGCCGUCCUUCUCGGGAGCGUCUCGCUUCAACACGUCUCUGCACAGCCCGUCUCCCAGGGUGCACCACGGCCCGGCGCCGUCCCCCAGGGUGCACCACGGCCCGGCGCACUCCCCCAACAGCACGGCCAACGACACCAUGCUGGCGCUGGAGAUGGAGCCCAUCGUGCCCGACCUGUGCAUGGAGCAGCUGUGGAGCGAGGCGGCCGGCUGCCACAGGGACAUGAGCAGCCAGGCGUCUAAAGUGUUCCUGACCUCUGACCUCUGUGAGAACCGCUACCUCUGCUUCCUGGUGGAGUCCCACCAGCAGCUCAGAUGUGUGAAGUUCAUGGAGAGCAACAACACGUCUCAGCUCAUCUUCACUUCUGUCACGACCAUCGCUGCCAAAGACGCAGAGCCUCUGCAGAACAUCGACGCCAUGCUGGUUCUGGAGGCGUGUGGCAGCCUGGUCCUCUACACGGGAACCACCAGGGUCAGCAAGGUGUUCGUCCCCGGCCUCCUGUCGCCCAGCUUCAGCCUGACCAACCACCCGUCUCACCUCGGCACGCCGGCGGAGAACGUUAGCACGCCGGCUAACGCGGGCAGCAGACACCUCCAGAGACUAGAUGACGCCGCGAUGCCCUCGCCGGUGUCGGAGCUGAGGGGUCCGAACAUCAAACACCACGAAGGAUCCUUUUUGGAGGAUUACAGCUUCCAGCACGCCACGCCCUGCAUCCACGCGCUCAGGGACUCCGUCUGCAACCGGGUCACCUUGGAACUCACCAGUGGCUCAAUGCUGAGGAUCUCCAUCCCAGAGAUAGCGACCUCAGAGCUGGUGAGGAAAUGUCUUCAGGCCAUUCGGUUCAUCCUGCCAAAGGAAGCUGCCAUGAAGGUGUUGGUGAAGUGGUACAACAUCUACAACGCGCCCGGCGGCCCGAGCGCCCACGUGGAGUGGAACCUGUUCGUCACCUGCUUCAUGACGCUGAUGGGCUACAACACCGAGCGGCUGGCGUGGACCCGCAACCUGCAUUUUGAAGUGCCCCUCUCUCCGGUGAUAGCAGCGAAGAAGGCCCGCCCCUCUGACGGAGGAUCUGAAGAGGACCUGGACUACCUGCUGGGCUCCCACUACCACCGGCAGAUGAACCCUCAGCCCGCCUGCUGCAACCCUCUGAGCUCAGAGAGCUUCUCCUCGGUGUCCUCCCCCUCCGGCCCCUCCCUGAGGCUGGACAGCGCCGCCCCCCUCUUCCCUCACGUCCCGGCUCUCUUCUACGUCCUCCACCUGCUCCAUCAGGAGCUGCAGCUGGACGAGCUGCAGAGGGCCAGAGCCUCGUCGCUGGUCUGUCUGCUGCAGCAGCUGGCCAGGGACCUCCAGCUGGACCAGUAUGUGGACCAGUACUGGAGAGACUACCCCUCCUUGAUCAGCAGCUUCACUGAGAGCUGCGUCAUCGACCAGGCUCUGAUUGGUCAGAUGCAGCGUCCGUCCUUCUUGAGGGCGGAGCCUCCCUGUGUGCUGAGCUGGCUGAGUGGCUGCCUGAGGGGGGAGGAGAGCCCGCCCUUCCCCUGCCUGCCCGUCAUCUGUCAGAGGACCCGGCUGCUGGUUCUGAGCUACGCCCUCUACAUCGUGGGGGAUGGAAGCGCCACGUCGACCGGAGCAGCCAAGUACCUGGUGAAGCUGUCUGCAGGUCAGAAGUACUGUACCAGUGAACCACUCUCCAGAAGACAGAGCAGUGUGAAGGUGAAGUCCUCCAGUGAGAGUCUGGCGGAGCAGCUGGUGGUCUGGCUCACCUCAGAAGGUUUCACCCUGAAGGACCUGGAGUCGGUCCCCUUCGGCGUGGCCCUGCCCAUCAGAGAGGCCAUCUACCGCUGCCGGGAGCAGCCGUGCUCCGAUUGGUCGGAGGAGGUGUGUCUGCUGAUUGGGCGACAGGACCUGACCAAACAGGCCCACAAGAUGACGCUGGCCAAGAGCAAAGCUUCUGUGGGUUCAGGUCUGUCCUUGGAGCCUCCGGCGGCCACAGAGGCAGACGAGGAGGAAGAUGGGAUGUCGGACAUUAUUCAGGAGGUCACAGGGCUGAUCUGGAGUCAGGAUCUGAGGGUCCAGGAGGUCCGGAGGCUCCUGCAGAGCUCCAGGCCGGUCCGGGUCAGUGUGGUCCAGCUGCCGGAGGUUUCUGACCACGAGUACAUCGAGGAGAAAGAGAACAAACUGCUGCAGUUGUGCCAGAGGACCAUGGCUCUCCCGGUGGGCCGAGGCCUCUUCACGCUCUUCUCCUAUCAGCCCGUGCCCACCGAGCCGUUACCCGUCCCCAAGCUCAACCUGACAGGCCGCGCCCCCCCGAGGAACACGAUGGUGGACUUGAACAGUGGGAACAUCGACGUUCCUCCCAACAUGACCAGCUGGCCCAGCUUCCACAACGGAGUCGCUGCUGGACUCAAAAUAGCUCCAGCGUCGCAGGUGGACUCGGCCUGGAUCGCCUACAACAAGCCAAAGAGCCCCGAGCUGGCCCACGAGUACGCAGGUUUCCUCAUGGCGCUGGGCCUCAACGGACACCUCACCAAGCUGGCCACGCUCAACAUCCACGACUACCUCACCAAGGGUCACGAGAUGACGAGCAUCGGGCUGCUUCUGGGCGUGUCCUCCGCCAAGCUGGGCACCAUGGACAUGUCCAUCACCCGCCUCCUCGGGAUCCACAUCCCCGCCCUGCUCCCCCCCACCUCCACCGAGCUGGACGUACCGCACAACAUCCAGGUUGCGGCUGUGAUUGGCAUCGGGCUGGUGUACCAGGGGACAGGACACCGACACAAUGCUGAGGUCCUGCUGUCUGAGAUAGGUCGGCCUCCUGGUCCAGAGAUGGAGUACUGCACAGACAGGGAGUCCUACUCUCUGGCUGCUGGUCUGGCUCUGGGGAUGGUCUGUCUGGGGCAUGGCAGUAACCUGAUUGGGAUGAUGGACCUGAACGUCCCUGAGCAGCUGUACCAGUACAUGGUUGGGGGCCACCGGAGAGCUCAGGCCGGGGCCAGCAGGGAGAGACACAAGUCCCCCAGCUACCAGAUCAAGGAGGGUGACACCAUAAAUGUAGACGUGACGUGUCCAGGAGCUACGCUGGCCCUCGCUAUGAUCUACCUGAAGACCAACAACCGGUCGAUUGCUGAUUGGCUGAAACCUCCAGACACCUGGUUCCUGCUGGAUUUCAUCAAGCCAGAGUUUCUGCUGCUCAGGACUCUUGCUCGUUGCAUCAUCAUGUGGGAUGAAAUCCUCCCGAAUACUGAGUGGGUCAAGAGUAACAUACCCCAGAUCAUGAGGGGGACUUUCGACCCUUCAGAAGACAUUAACAUGGAGACCAUGGCCCAAGCCCAGGACUACAUCACGGCCGGCGCCUGCAUGGCUCUGGGUUUACGCUUCGCCGGCUCUGCCAACUCCGAUGCCUUCGACUGCCUCUACGAGUUCGCCAGAACAUUCAUGAAGAUCAUGUCCUUCGCCGGUACAGCUGCCGUUCAGACGGGUUAUUACAACCUGCAGACCGGUCUGUCCAUGAUUCUGCUGGCCAUGUCUAUGGUGAUGUCCGGCACCGGGAACCUGAAGGUCCUGCAGCUCUGCCGCUUCUUCCACAAGAGGACCGGCGGCGAGAUGAACUACGGCUUCCACAUGGCUCAUCACAUGGCACUGGGCCUGCUCUUCCUGGGGGGGGGCCGAUACACGCUCAGCACCUCCAACUCUGCCAUCGCCGCUCUGCUGUGCGCCCUGUACCCACACUUCCCUGCUCACAGCACUGACAACCGCUACCACCUGCAGGCCCUGCGCCACCUGGCCGUUCUGGCUGCAGAGCCUCGCCUGCUGGUCCCCGUGGACGUGGACUCCCUGAAGCCCUGCUACGCCCUCCUGGAGGUCACCUACAAGGAGACCAAGUGGUACAAGGAGACAACGGUGGAGCUGAUGGCUCCCACCAUGCUCCCCGAGCUGCACCUCCUCAAACGGGUGAAGGUGAAGGGGCCGCGGUACUGGGAGCUGUCUGUGGACCUGAGCAGAGAGACACAGCAUCUACAGUCCAUCCUGUCCAGAGACGGGGUGUUGUACGUUAAGCUGCGGGCCGGCCAGCUGCCCUACAAAGACGACCCUCAGGGCUGGAAGAGCCUGCUGGCCUCCACCGUCAACCACCGCAGCUCUGGAAUCAGAGCCUUCAAGCCUGAAGCCAUCUCCACCUUCACCUCCGAGCCCGCCUUGGUCUCCUUCGCCGAGUUCUUCUGCAAAACGUCCGAAGGAGUUCAACACAGAGACGACACGCUGCUGCUGUUCUCGGCCAUGUUGUAUGAAUGCGUGACGCAGGAAUGCCCAGAGAUGCUGCCCACCUACAUCGCCAUAGAGCAGGCGGUGGGCGCUCUGCGUCGGGCCGACCUGCAGCAGACCUUCCCCCUGUGGCAGAUGCGCCUGGUGGUGGAGCUGUGGGACAGCCGGGUGCAGCGCGGUCCGGCCAACCGCCACGACGCGCUGCUCACCUCCGAGUUCCUGCCUGUCAUGAAGAACAUGGUGGACGCGGUGCUGGACCGCUGGCUCACAGACAACAGCUGCGUGUUGAGGAGCUACAUGAGGGGCGAGGCCCUCCCUGAGGCCGCACGGUCCAUCAUGCUGGCCAGCUUCCUGGUGUACCGCUCCAUCCCCAGUCUGAAGAACACACACGCACAGCUGGAGGGCUGCAGCUCUCUGGGGGACUUGUUGUGGCGCAGCAGCCGGUUGCGGAUCCCCCUCAGAGACGUGCUGAGGCUGGUUCCCGUCCUGCUGGGCUCCGGGUCCGGACCCCUCGGCCCGUCGGGUCUCCCCCUGCAGGCCUUCUGACCCGAGCAGCGCCCCCUACCUGCAGCAGGCGGGACGACCGGGAGACGAACUGUCCUCAUAGAAAAUAUGAGACUUUUGUGACAUGAUAUUUCUGUUUAGGUUGUUGUUUUUACACACAAAGAGAGAAGUACUUGUACUACUCAUGACUGUGUACUCGUGUACUGCUGUGUGUAAUCAGGACGUCACCCUCCAGAUGGAAGGUGAACUUCCUGUUUGAGGUGUUUCUCUGCUAAUAAAACAUGAACUUAUACUUCAACAUAACUUCUGCUCUCAGGGUAGGAAACGUGUCUGUAAACUGAACCAGAUCAUAAAAACAACGAUGAAACGAAUGAAUGAGAAGUAUUCGCCUCACAGAAGCACAAGCUCUCUCUUAAAGGGGCGGUAGCAAUGUGCUGAAGCUGUAUUCUGUGCUUUAUUUUUAUAAUACAUACUAAUAAUAAAAUAAUACAAUAAUCUUAAACAGGUAAUCGGAGGAGAGGAAACGGACACAGGAAGGUGUGUUUGUGUUCCUGAAUAUUAUAAAAUGAUGUUUUGGGGAGAAAUUAAAAUCCCUCCCAGA
Messenger RNA from Cyclopterus lumpus (lumpfish), 6725 nucleotides. It is a transcript of the gene anapc1, whose product is annotated as anaphase promoting complex subunit 1. Gene Ontology annotation, cellular component: anaphase-promoting complex. The transcript is spliced from 53 exons. Lineage: Eukaryota; Metazoa; Chordata; Actinopteri; Perciformes; Cyclopteridae. Gene Ontology annotation, molecular function: molecular adaptor activity. Gene Ontology annotation, biological process: metaphase/anaphase transition of mitotic cell cycle; anaphase-promoting complex-dependent catabolic process; protein K11-linked ubiquitination. The record is from RefSeq and is a predicted model, not a curated record. The coding region runs from base 218 to 6166 and encodes 1982 amino acids.